Molecule: messenger RNA, 2579 nt
Organism: Petromyzon marinus (sea lamprey)
Lineage: Eukaryota; Metazoa; Chordata; Hyperoartia; Petromyzontiformes; Petromyzontidae
Product: receptor expression-enhancing protein 1-like
Biological process (GO): endoplasmic reticulum tubular network organization
Cellular component (GO): endoplasmic reticulum membrane; cytoplasmic microtubule; endoplasmic reticulum tubular network
Molecular function (GO): microtubule binding
Source: RefSeq, a predicted model, not a curated record
GGGGGGGCUUAGAGAGCAGGGGACCCGGGGCGGGGUUCUGGAGUAAUUGCCCGCGUCCGGGAGGCACCGCCCUGUGACCCCCUUCGCCGCUCCCACCACCACCAGCGGCAUCGACGGCGGCGUCUCCACGCUCUGCCGACGCAGAUCGCCACUGCACGAGGCGGCACUGAGCAGCGGAGACCCCUCCCCCCCCUCCUCCGGCAGAGCCCGUGCGGCCAGAACCCCUUGUCGUCAGGGCCCCUGUGGCCGGGACCCCAGCGCGAGGCUCCCGGCCGCAAUCCCGGAGACCGUGCGACGUGGGGAGACGGGCAGAGGAGCCAUGGUGUCCUGGAUGAUCUCCCGCCUUAUCGCGCUGGUGUUCGGGACCCUGUACCCGGCAUACUCGUCCUACAAGGCGGUGCGGACCAAGAACGUGCGUGAAUACGUGAAGUGGAUGAUGUACUGGAUCGUGUUUGCAAUCUUCACCGCCGUGGAGACGUUCACGGACCUCGUGCUCGCGUGGUUCCCGUUCUACUACGAGCUGAAGAUCUUCUUCGUCAUCUGGCUGCUGUCCCCUUACACCAAGGGCUCCAGUACGCUGUACCGCAAGUUCGUGCACCCGGCGCUCUCCUCCAGGGAGCACGAAAUCGAUGAGUAUUUGACACAGGCGAAGGAACGAAGCUACGAGACGGUCAUGAGUUUCGGCAAACGCGGCCUCAACCUUGCCACAUCCGCCGCUGUCACAGCCGCAGCCAAGGGCCAGGGAGCGUUGUCGGAGCGCUUGCGGAGCUUCAGCAUGCAGGACCUGACCCUGAUCCACCCGGACGUGCCGAGUCGCCGCGCCGGCUCCACACUCGACCCCAUCGACGACUCCGACGAACCGAGCGUGAGUCUGCGCUCGGACGUGGCGGAGCAGUUGGAGGUGAGGACCGACCAAUCAGACGAGGAGCCCGCGGAGGCCCCGCCCCCACGCCGCACUCAGAGUCUGAAAGCGAGCAAGGCCAAGGCCACGCGCAACGAGGCUCAGGUGCGCAGUGUGAAGGCCCGCUGCAGGAAGAAGGCUGCGCCAGACAACUACGACACCAUGUAACACCCGUGCCAUCCGCCCAGGCCAUGGGGCCCCCCUCGUGCGGCGGAGGGCACCUCCGUCCUCCUACCUCCACACCACAGUGGCUCGUAGGAGAAGGUUACUGUGGGCACGCGAGGGGCGUGCUGGCCUUGGAUUCGCACGCGGCUGUAGAAGCGGUGGCCACCUGCGCCCACCCCACUGAUUUUAGCCAUCGGCUUCCGGCAUUGAAGCCGCUUUCACUGGGCACUGGGCAUCAAAGAAAACCUCGUUAAGAAAUUCGAACAACACAUUUUGGGCACCUUUGUUGUUUGAAAACUCGGUCUGCGGUGAACAGGGUUCAACAAUCGGAAGCUCCUGUUGCUUAAAUCGGGGGGGGGGGGGGGGGGGGAGGGGGUUGGUGAGCAUGCGACGACGCCCUGCCGCGUCUUCACCGUGCCCAUGCACAAACUCCGCACUUUACACGGCGCCAGGGAACCCCCGGCUGCCAGCGCCACCACUCAAACCGGGGAUCGAGCUGGGGACUCGGCCCCAGCGCCUCCGCUAGCGCCCCUCCUCACUCCGCUUGAGGUCAUGCGACCGGCACGCGAGGGGGCCACCGCCGUCAGCAGAGGGCCGCGUGGCAGAAUCCGUUGUUGCGCUGUGCUCUGCUACGGCGUUUGCUCUCGCCGCCUCUGCCGGCCCGCAUUGACGGAUAUGGUGAAGUAUGACCACAUGACCCCCGCGAGCCCCCCGCCGUGCAGAUGCCCUCCUCCAAUAGGGCAGUGCAUGUUACACGUGCCGGCCGUUCACUCCGAGGAAACGGGUUCAGAAUGGGCAUCGCUUGUUAAGACCAAGCUCGUACGAACCGACAGUGGAGGCGAGCACGAGAGGGAUAUUUGACCGAGCGUGAACUGUGCGAGUCUGACCUCCCGCUAGCCCCAGUUCGGAACAAAACCGUUCUCUAUCAGGUCUGGCGUGAACCGACGCUACGGUGUCAACACUGUCCCCCCGACCCUGUGGAUCGGACUCAGAACGGCGAGUUCGUGCCAUAGCCAUCAAGUGUGUGGGUGGCGAAACUACAAAGGGCUCAACUCGCCGGAGGUGCCUAGACACUCAGCUAUGGAGAGAGGCGGGGGGCAAAUUGAGAGGGUGGCAUUUUGUUCCUGUCGCAGUGGCUCACGUCAGGUUGAUUUUGAAGUGGCAGCCUUGCCCCGUUGGUUACGCGCGAGAUUUUAAGUGUAUUUCUUGUUCUUAGCUGUGACCUCAUAAACCCCCCGCCACCAUCCCCUCCACCGCCCCGACUGAUGACCACUCCGCGGCCCCACACCCCUGCACCACCGUGGCAUUGCCCCCGAGCUUAGCCACUGGGUUUGACUACUGCUGCUACCGAGACCUCCACGGGUCGGACGCGACUGUGAUAUGAGCGACGCGUAAUUUAUUGAGAGCGAAUCGAUGAGCGAGUACAAAUGCGCACGCGCGCGUGCGCACGCACACCCACGCCACCUCUCGGUUUCCGUGGCUUACGAAUAAAAAAUACAUGAAGCAGCGGCGA